CGUGUACUUGUGUGAAAAUGAGCAGAAAGAAGCAGUGUCAGUGUUUUAGCUCAGAACUGGAGGAGAAAUGGAAGAGAGAGACAACAAAAAUAACUGAAGAUAAAUUUAAAAAUUUUAUAAAUUCAGUUUUAGAUUCCAAGGACUUAUCAACACAAUUAUCCAGCGUUAAAAAGGUACAGGUUGAUAUUUUAGCUAUAAGAUCCGAAAAUCAUGUUAACACUGAUUCUGAUCACACUGAUCUGAUCAUAGUCCUUAAUGUUUUGGUUCAAAUGCAUUCAGUUUGUGAGCCACGCCAUCCAUUGCAAAGAACAAUUGCAAGUACCAUUACAGCUGUAUGGCAAUUCAAACCUCUACUAAUUGAGGCGGCCAUUUUGAAUACAUUAAAUGGAUUAAUUAAUACAGUAGGUGUGGCUAAUGAACUAAUUGAUUACGUCCAGUCGUUAAUGGAGUAUUAUCCUCCUGGGGGGAGGGUACUCCAUAUUGCUCUGCCACAAGUUAUUAAUUGGCUAACCUUGUCAUUUAAAGAAUACUGGAAAUCUUUUUUAAAGUCGAUUGAAUUUCAAAAUCUUCUAUUUUCUUUGUCUAAAGUUUUACUUAACAUUCUUCAUUUUUGUAAUCGUCUACUAGUGGCAUUAAUCCAAUCAUGUGACUCUGGGUCAUGUGACCUUGAUGACAUCAUCAUUACAUCAUCAAAGAGCCUAACGGUACGCCCAAGUGAAAUCAAGUGGUCGAAUGGGAGGGACACUGGUCAACUGGUACAACAACUUAAAGAAAUACAAAUAUUGACAGAUAAUAUUCUAAAAGAAACAAGUAUUCAAAUUUCAAGGGACACUCGUAUUUCGGUUGCCAUGGUCUCCAUUGUUGUCAUAGCAACCCUCUCUCCUUCUCUUCAACCUGUUCUCCCUCCACUAGCAAAGAAGUGGCUCACAGAAGGAGAUUACUGCUAUCCUCCAUUAAGCAGACUAGCACUAGUCCAUGGGCUGUUGGCUAAGUUGUCAGGAAAAGAUUUGUUAUGUAUCAAGAUGGAGGAGAAGGAUGAAAGAGGUGGGGGAGACAGAAGUCAGCCAUUUUUAUUGUGGCUGUUCCCAGUACUGACUGGAUUAAUGAAGGAUCUCACAGAUUCUUCUGACAGAUAUGUUGCUGCUCGUACUUUAUCUCAUUGGUCAACUGUCUUAAGUAGUGAAGUAUUAACAUUCAUUAAUAUCAGUGAUACUGAUCUAUCACCUGAUGGUACACUGAUCAGUAAAUUAAUGGAGUAUAUAUGGACUCACUGGGAAGAGCCUAUUGAUGUCAUCAGACAUCAGUGUAGGCUAAUAUUUGAGAACCUUGUUAGUAUUUACGUCAAAUUAAAAGAAAAAGAUGCUAAAUUUGAGCGCUAUCUCCAAUCACUUUGUUCAACACUUCUUUCAUUAAGUUCCCCAUCACGUGGAAAGUAUUCUUUAUUAUCGGCAGUAUCUCCCCACGUUAGUGCCUCCUUGUUACUCUCCCUCUCUCCUUCUCUACCAGCUGAACUGAUGGGUACUAUGGGACAACAGAGUCUUGCUUGUAAGGCUGGAGAAUUGUGGAGUUUAUUGAUAAAGUCUCAUUUUGUUCAGACAGAGCCGGAAAACUGGAAAAAGGUGUGGCUAUAUCCGCUAAUUAAUACAUUAUUAAUUGGUGGAUCUUUAGCUAAAGAACACGUUAAGCAGUAUUGUAUUGGGUCUGUGUUCCUGGCCACACCUACAGCUUUGAGGCUAGUUAACGAAGCAAUAGAAGAAGUAUCACGUGACGUGUCAUGUGAUCAAACUGACUCGAUUUCACUUGCUUUUAGAGUUAUUUGUGAGAGCAAGUCCAUGACUAGCCUACCACCUGUCUAUCAGUUGCAGGUGCUCCUUGAGACCUUACAAUACCACAUGAACUCCCAGUCUCUCUCGCUAAGGGAACAAGUACUGGCUGGUUUGUAA
This is a messenger RNA of Amphimedon queenslandica, 1943 nucleotides long. RefSeq names its product thyroid adenoma-associated protein homolog. Gene Ontology annotation, biological process: tRNA methylation. The record is from RefSeq and is a predicted model, not a curated record. Gene Ontology annotation, cellular component: cytosol. Lineage: Eukaryota; Metazoa; Porifera; Demospongiae; Haplosclerida; Niphatidae. The coding region runs from base 18 to 1943 and encodes 641 amino acids. The transcript has 15 exons.